Messenger RNA from Sciurus carolinensis (gray squirrel), 2358 nucleotides. RefSeq names its product interferon-induced protein with tetratricopeptide repeats 2-like. Gene Ontology annotation, biological process: defense response to virus. The coding region runs from base 184 to 1785 and encodes 533 amino acids. Gene Ontology annotation, cellular component: cytosol. The transcript has 2 exons. Gene Ontology annotation, molecular function: protein binding. The record is from RefSeq and is a predicted model, not a curated record. Lineage: Eukaryota; Metazoa; Chordata; Mammalia; Rodentia; Sciuridae.
GAGAUAACGGAAGGAAAGGACCAGAAGGAAGGAGAGCUGGGAAUCGUGUAUCCCGGCUGUCUCUGUAGAAUAGGAGAUCUGAGCAGAUUCUCUGACUGGUGACCCAGUCUGUCCAGGAAAUUGAAGACAACCCAAGGACCAGUGAGCCACUUCGGAAAGCCCCGAAUCCAGGGUGCUUGGGAGAUGCCUCUGGUCACCGGCCGCAGAAAAGGAAUCCGCAGAUACCCCAGUGAAAUUACCAAACACUCCUUGGAAAAUAUCUUACCGCAACUGAAAUGUCACUUUACCUGGAAUUUAUAUGAUGAAGAAAGUUCCUUACAAGAUUUAGAAGACAGAGUCCGCGAUCAGGUAGAAUUUCUAAACACAGAAUUCAAAACAAUCAUGUACAAUCUCUUUGCCUAUGUUAAACACCUCAGGGGCCAGCAUGGGUUGGCUCUGGAAUACCUACAGCGAGCUGAGGAGUUUAAUCAGCAGCAGCAGGCCCACCAAGGCAAAAUCAGAAGCCUGGUCACCUGGGGCAACUAUGCGUGGAUUUACUAUCACAUGGGCAGACUCCCAGAAGCGCAGGCUUACAUCGACAAGGUGGAAAAUCUCUGCAAGACAUUUGCAAGCUCCUAUAGAAUCGAAUGCCCUGAGAUUGACUGCGAAGAAGGAUGGGCACUUUUAAAAUGGGGAGAAAAAUACUAUGAACGGGCAAAGGAGUGUUUUGAGAAGGCUCUGGAAGGGAAACCCACCAAUCCUGAGUUCUCCCUGGGAUUGGCAAUCACUCUGUAUCGCCUGGGUGAUGAAACACGAACAGAAAACACCAUUCACCUCCUGAGGCAGGCCAUCCAGCUGAAUCCUAACAACCAGUAUGUUAAUGUUCUCCUGGCUCUGACUCUUCAAAAGGUCAAGAACAAAGCCGAAGUGGAAGGAGACAAGUUGGUUGAAGAGGCCUUGAAGAAAACGCCGUGUCCAACAGACGUACUCUGUAGUGCUGCUAAAUAUUAUCGGAAUAAAGGCUCCCUGGACACAGCUAUAGAAUUGCUGAAAAAGGCACUAGAAUCAGUGCCUAACAAUGUCUACCAGCAUCUCCAGAUUGGAUGCUGCUACAGAGCAAAAAUCAGACAAAUACAGAGGUCAAGAAAGUGCACCACUAAUGAGGAUGAGGAAGAACUACGGGAAAUACUGAAAAAUGCUGUGGAUCAUUUUAAGAAAGUGGUCGAGUUGAACGUUAACCUCCCCCGGGCCUGCUCAGACCUUGCCUGCCUGUAUGCCAUCACAGGUCAGUACGAUGAGGCAGAGUAUUAUUUCCAGAAGGAAUUCAGUAGGGAUCUCCCUCCUGCCGAGAGACAAGUGCUCCACCUGCGGUAUGGCAACUUCCAGCAGUACCAGAGGCUGUGCGACGCCUCCGCCAUCCACCAUUACCUGGAGGGCUUGAACAUACGCGGGUCAUUGACCGAGAAGGGAAAACUGAUCAUAAACCUAAGAAGAAUCGCCAAUAAACGACUCUCUGAAAAUGCCUCGGAUGCCGUGGGGUGGCAACUGUCCAGGUUCAUCCAUGAACUGAAUAGAAAAGGGGUUCCGACAGCUGGAGGCCCUGGGAGAGGACUGGGAGGCCUGAUGGGCAAUCCGGCCUCAGAUCCUGGCAGAUUUGGCCCUUCUGGGUCUCUGGAUGGGAAGGGUAGUAAUGAUACCUCAGAGGGUAAGGGUGGGACCCACUACCCAGAAGAGGCCCAAGGGAGACCUUCCUACCAGGUCUCUGGGCUUCAGAGGGAGGAGGAGGGAAAGAAGAAAGAGAAGUAGAACUGGUUUGUUAGUCGUGAGAGGGAGGAGCAAAGGGAGACAGGCCCCAACUGGGGAGAGCUGGGCCCAUGACUGGACUUUUCACUUGUUUCUCUCUCUUCCAGGUUCUAAGAAUGCUCAUCCCAAUGUAGAAAUUUAUAAUCUGUCAUGUGGAUUUUGAGCAAAAGCUCCUUUAACAAAAGCACUUGCUUUGAGACUAUGUGACCCUGAUUUAUUCUUAUGGUGCACCAGACUCCCUAGGUGACUCUCACCCAGUGCUUUGCACAUUGGCUGGUACACAGUAGACCCUCCGUAUUUGCUGAAUAACAAGAGACUAGAACUCCCCUGGUGACUGGUCCCACCGCCUGUCUUCUUAAACUCCAAAAUGGAUUCUGUAUAAAUCAGUUUUUAGUGUUCAUAAAAUAGAAAUCAUAAAAUUAUCACAAGAAUUCUUUAGAUAAUUAUUUUUUAAAUCUUGGGGUUUGGGAGUUAUAUGUAUGAAACAAAAUACCAAACUAUUAAUAAAUUCAGCUAUGUUAAAAUAUAGAUAUAUUAAAAUAUAUCUUUGCAUGAAGACAGUACUUUAAAACAUCA